Molecule: messenger RNA, 1194 nt
Organism: Endocarpon pusillum Z07020
Lineage: Eukaryota; Fungi; Ascomycota; Eurotiomycetes; Verrucariales; Verrucariaceae
Exons: 7
Coding region: 1-1194 (397 amino acids)
Source: RefSeq, a predicted model, not a curated record
AUGGCUUUACCGCUACUUUUCGCCUUUCUUUUCAGUGAAGCUUCCGCUCGAACCGUUCCUGACCAGGCGCUGGUGGUCAAUUGGAACAGCUUCAAUGCCUUAGAGACUGUACAACCUCCGUCUGUUACCAAUGUUUUUCUCCCUCCAGGCUUUACGGAAGAACAAGCCCUUGCAAAACCAUUUCAUAUUUACGACGAUGACUUCUAUGAUGUUAUUGGUCCUAACCCCACCCUCACCGUUGUUGCCAGUACUGGCGUCGAUCCUAUCUUUCAUGAGGCUGCCGUUUGGUAUCCGCCAGCCAAUGAAGUCUUCUUCGUGCAAAAUGCCGGCGCUAAAGCCGCGGGAACAGGCCUGAAUAAAUCGAACAUAAUUCAGAAGAUUUCCCUAAAUCAAGUUGCAGCACUCUCAGCUGAGCGCAACGCGAGCGGACUUGUGGAUGUGAUAACUGUUAAUGCUAACCCACCGAUAGUCAAUUCAAACGGAGCAACGAACUACAGAGGCGAAAUCGUCUUCACCAGUGAAGGUCAAGGCAACAGCACCGCUCCUGGUCUAUGGGUAAUGAAUCCACAAGAGCCUUAUAAUACCACGGUACUUGUUAACAACUACUUUGGCCGGCAAUUCAACUCUCCUAAUGACGUAGCCGUUAAUCCACGUAACGGCGAUGUUUACUUUACAGACUCUCUCUACGCGUAUCUUCAGGACUUCCGUCCUCCGCCUGGCUUGCCAACUCAGGUAUAUCGAUUCAAUCCCAGUACAGGUGCAGUGACUGCGGUGGCGGACGGUUUUGAGCUACCAAAUGGCAUCACAUUCUCCCCGGAUGGUUCUUACGCUUAUGUCACCGACACAGGUGCUCAAUUGGCUUUCUACGGCUAUAAUCUCUCCGCCCCUGCUUCUAUCUAUCGCUACACAGUCGAAGUGGAUGGCACCUGGUCAAAUCGCAAAUUAUUCUCGUACACCUCCCCCGGUAUCCCCGACGGUGUCCACUGUGAUACUAAGGGCAAUGUCUACUCUGCCGUCGGCGACGGCGUGCAGGUCUGGAACCCUUCCGGCACCCUGCUUGGUAAGAUAUUCCUCGGAAGCGUUGCCGCGAACUUCAGGUUUGCGGGCAAGGGAAGGAUGGUGAUUCUUGCGCAGACGCAAUUAUACUAUGCGACCUUGGCGGCCGAAGGGGCGGAUCCGGUGAAUGAAUUUUGA